CUGAGAGUUCCGCCCUAAUUUUACCCUGCUCAUUGUACCGCACACUGUUACUAAAAUGCUUUAAUUGCAUUUUAGCACAAAUAUACCAGACACGCAUAACUUAAGCAUAACUUAAGCGACCAGCUGUAGUUAUCUAGGUGAGUUCUAGUUAACCAGCCAGCUGAGCUCUGCGGAGAGUCGGCCCCUCCCUCUGGUUGCUCAGCUGCUCCUGUCACAUAAACGUUACGUAUAUUCAUGUAUGACCACCAGAGACACGACAAAAUUGUAUUUUUUUCAACAACUAAACAGUACAACCAGCUGCCAUGGCCUCAGGCGGGGCCUCAGUGCCACCAGCCACCCAUUAUGCCACCAAGGUGGAGCUGACCAUCUCCUGUGAGAACCUCAUGGACAUGGACGUCUUCUCUAAGUCUGACCCCCUGUGUGCCUUGUACAUCAAUACCUCAGGCUCCCACUGGUAUGAGUUUGGACGCACAGAGAUGAUCCUGAACUGCCUGAAUCCAAAGUUCGCCAAGAAGUUUGUGAUGGACUACUAUUUCGAGAUGGUGCAGAGGCUGAGGUUUUGCGUGUAUGAUAUUGACAAUAACACCUAUGACCUGGGUGAUGAUGACUUUCUGGGGGAGCUUGAAUGUACCCUGGGCCAGAUUGUUUCUAGCAGGCAGAUGACUCGAUCUCUAUUGCUGAAGAACAAGGCGCCGGCAGGUCGUGGGACCAUCACAAUCUGUGCUGAAGAGAUAACAGACACCCGAGUGGCAAACCUUGAGGUGUCGGCCCGCAGGCUGGACAAAAAGUUUCUGUGGUGGUCCGACCCUUUCCUGGAAUUCUUCAAGCAAACAGAAACUGGAUGGCAGCUGGCUCACAGGACAGAGGUGGUCAGCAACAACCUAAACCCAAUAUGGAGGCCUUUCCGCAUCUCAUUGCGAUCUCUCUGUGGAGGAGAUGUGGAGAGACCUGUAAAGGUUGACUGUUACGACCACCACGUUAACGGCUCCCAUGACCUUAUUGGGUCCUUUAAAGCCACACUGGCGGAGAUGCAAUUGGGAACACACAUUUCCCCGGCUGAAUUUGAGUGCAUUUCCCCAAAAAAGCUAAGGAAGAAAAACUAUAAAAACUCUGGGGUCGUUUGCGUCAAGAACUGCCAGGUGGUGAAGGAGUAUACCUUCCUGGAUUACAUUAUGGGAGGUUGUCAAAUCAACUUCACUAUUGCCAUCGACUUCACAGGCUCCAACGGGGAUCCCAGCUCUCCACAGUCCCUCCACUAUAUCAACCCUGAAGGCUACAAUGAAUACCUGACAGCCAUCCAGGCAGUGGGCAAUGUCAUCCAGGACUAUGACAGUAACAAGAUGUUCCCGGUCUUUGGCUUCGGAGCCAAACUCCCUCCCUCCUGGCAUGUUUCCCAUGAGUUUCCUAUCAACUUCAAUCCAGCAAAUCCGUUCUGCGCAGGCAUAGAGGGUGUGGUGCAGGCCUACCAGCAGUGUCUGCCCCAGUUGAAGCUCUGGGGCCCCACCAACUUCGCUCCGAUUAUCAACCAUGUAGCCUGCUUCGCCAGACAAGCUCUCCGGCAGAAUAUAGCCUCACAAUACUUUGUGCUGCUCAUCAUCACAGAUGGAGUGAUCACAGACAUGUACCAGACACGCACGGCCAUAGUGGAGGCCUCCCGUCUGCCCAUGUCUAUCAUCAUUGUUGGAGUGGGGGGGGCGGACUUCAGCGAAAUGGAGUUCCUUGACAGUGAUGACAAAUUGCUGAGUUCGCCCAGAGGUGAUGUCGCCUCAAGAGACAUCGUCCAGUUUGUGCCCUUCAGAGAUUUCCAAGGAAACAGCGUGGCCCUCGCCCAGAGCGUCCUGGCAGAGCUGCCUGAUCAAGUGUCCUCCUUCUUCAAUUCUUUCAAGCUGAAACCCCCUAAUCUAUUCGGUGUUCCUGACCCAUCCUAGAAAGGUGGGUUAAAGCAACCCAAAUACCUCAUAUUAACUAUUUAUCUGCAUCUCCUGCACCCUUUUUCUGCUUUUAGUGUAUGGAAUGGCACAAAUAAAUGCCAAGAAAUGCAUGUGGCUAUAUAUAAAAUUAAUAAUAGUGCAUGUAACACCUGCAAGAAUAUGUUAAUAAUGUUUGCUUUGUUGAUUAAAUGCCAUUAUUUCUCUUUCUUCUCCCUGUAUUACCUCCUCUCUGUUGUUACGUUGCACAAUCUCUCAGUACUAUAAACCAUAUUUCUUAAGAGACACGUUUAGCGUUUUAAUCUUCAAAUCAUCUGAGAUAGCAGUAGGCUCAUAAAGUGCCUGGUGUGUUUUCUGUCCGUCCAGGCAGUGAGCUGGGAAAGGCUGGACAGGUUGUGUCAGCACCACCACCAUCACACUGAUGAGACACUGUUCCUCCUGGUUGCCUCUGUACAUGCAAGCAGAGUUUAACUAAUAAAGCGCUUUGAGUGAUCGGAAGACUAGAAAAAGCGCUAUAUAAAAGCAAGUCCAAAAAAACUAAUGUAUAAGAUGGUGUAAUUUUGAGCGUGAUGUUAAUUAAGUACUAAGUUUGAGCCUGAUACUGAGUGUUUAAUGGAGCAUGGUGACUGAAUUUGAGGGAACGUGUGUACCCAUAAAAAGUGUAAUCCCAGUUACAGCUAUUGUAACACAUAAUUAAAUAGAUAUACAAGCAUCUAAUGCACCCGACUGUGAAAGGAAUGUGUUGCCAAAUGUAUGUUUUUUCACUUGCAUCAGUGUUGUCAUAUGAUUUAUGUUCACCUCAAAGACCAUGAACUGUUACCACAAAGAGUUUUGCCUCUCCUGGCAAUGUGGUGAUAUUCUGAUGAGAGAAACUUUAUGUCACAACUGGCAGACAUAAAUCACAUCACAGUCCAGUAAGCUAUAUUUAAGUUUGUAUCUAGCUUGACAACAACAUAUAUUAUACAAUGUAUGCAACUGUCAAUAAAAAUAACUUACUACCAUUGAA
Sebastes umbrosus (honeycomb rockfish) is the source of this 2934-nucleotide messenger RNA. RefSeq names its product copine-3-like. The record is from RefSeq and is a predicted model, not a curated record. Gene Ontology annotation, molecular function: receptor tyrosine kinase binding; calcium-dependent phospholipid binding. Gene Ontology annotation, biological process: cellular response to calcium ion; ERBB2 signaling pathway. The transcript is spliced from 16 exons. Bases 303 to 1928 code for a protein of 541 amino acids. Lineage: Eukaryota; Metazoa; Chordata; Actinopteri; Perciformes; Sebastidae. Gene Ontology annotation, cellular component: plasma membrane.